GCAUUUCUGGAAGUAAACAGUAUCUUUCACGGAGCAGGCUGGACGAUUUUGCACCACUUGCCGCCAUUGUUUUCUUUCCCGUCGCCUGCUCACGCGAUUGCCGUAUAGUUGUAAAGUUUCACUUCGAAUUUAGUUUUUAAUUUAAGUUUUAAUCAUGUCGCUCGUUAUUCCAGACAAAUUCCAGCACAUUCUUCGUGUUAUGUCAACUAACAUCGAAGGUAAAAUCAAGAUCAUGUUUGCCCUAACGGCCAUCAAAGGAGUAGGUCGACGAUUUUCAAAUUUAGUCUUGAAAAAGGCAGAUAUCGAUUUGGACAAAAGGGCUGGAGAGUGCACUGACGAAGAAGUUGAGAAAAUUAUUACCAUCAUGUCUUAUCCCAGAGUGUACAAAAUCCCUGAUUGGUUCCUGAACAGACAAAAGGACGUCACUGACGGAAAAUACUCACAGAUCACUGCAUCCAACCUGGAGUCCAAGCUUCGUGACGAUUUAGAAAGGCUAAAGAAAAUCCGUGUACACAGAGGAAUGAGGCAUCACUGGGGACUCCGUGUUCGUGGUCAACACACCAAGACAACCGGUCGCAGAGGAAGAACUGUGGGUGUAUCUAAAAAGAAGUAAACAUUUUUGUACUUUCAACUUUAUUUUUAUGUUAUUUUAUAAUUAAUAAAAAAAAGUGAAAUUCAA
Bemisia tabaci is the source of this 679-nucleotide messenger RNA. It is a transcript of the gene RpS18, whose product is annotated as ribosomal protein S18. The record is from RefSeq and is a predicted model, not a curated record. NCBI's taxonomy places the organism in Eukaryota, Metazoa, Arthropoda, Insecta, Hemiptera, Aleyrodidae. Gene Ontology annotation, biological process: translation. Gene Ontology annotation, molecular function: structural constituent of ribosome; RNA binding. Gene Ontology annotation, cellular component: cytosol; ribosome; small ribosomal subunit.